Tribolium castaneum (red flour beetle) is the source of this 4020-nucleotide messenger RNA. RefSeq lists its product as uncharacterized. Gene Ontology annotation, molecular function: oxidoreductase activity; FAD binding; 2 iron, 2 sulfur cluster binding. The coding region runs from base 144 to 3890 and encodes 1248 amino acids. Lineage: Eukaryota; Metazoa; Arthropoda; Insecta; Coleoptera; Tenebrionidae. The record is from RefSeq and is a predicted model, not a curated record. The transcript is spliced from 17 exons.
UUUAUUCAACCGGUCAAUAAACUAUUAGAAAUUGAGUUUUGAAACCUUUCCUUCUGCCACUAAAGCGUGAAAGCCAACCGGUUGCGAUCAGUUACCGUGAACUCUUGAACUAGUUCGGGCAACGUGGUUUGUUUAGUGACAAAAUGGGAACAGCACAAUCGGUUCCCAUAAAAAAACUUGAUGAAAUCAGGUUUCAUCUGCACGACACCGAGCAUGUCGUCAAAACAGAUAGCAUCAACCCUGACACCACUUUAAACUCGUACCUGCGACAAAAUUUAAACUUAACCGGAACUAAAGCAAUGUGCCAUGAGGGCGGUUGCGGCUCUUGUGUCGUUGUUUUGCAAAAAAGGGACCCACUCACCCAAAAAGACUCAUUUUUGGCUGUCAAUUCUUGCCUGAUUCCAAUUUUGUCAUGUAACGGUUGGAGGAUUUACACAGUUGAGGGUAUAGGGAGCCCACUUGUGGGCUACCACCCUGUUCAGCAAAUCCUAGCUAAAUUCAACGGCACUCAAUGCGGUUUUUGCUCCCCUGGCAUGGUUAUGAAUAUGUACGCUUUAUACGAGUCGGGAAAAUUGACAAAGGAGGAAGUCGAGAAUUCGUUUGGGGGGAACAUUUGCAGGUGCACGGGGUACAGGUCCAUACUUGCGGCUUUUAAGUCUCUUUGCACUGAUGCGUGUCCCGAAAUGCGGUCCCCGGACAUUGAGGAUUUGAGGGUUUGUCAGCGAAAAAAUUGCGAAAAGAAAUGUGUCGAGAUUUUGGAGGAGCCGUUCUAUCACCUCGUGGGGGGUUCAAGAUGGAUUAAAGUGUACACUUUGAGGGAUUUAUUUUCAACGUUGUAUUCUUACUCGAGUUUGAAUUAUAAACUAGUUGCUGGGAACACAGCCCAAGGAGUGUUCAAAACUUACUCACAACCUGUCGAUCUUUACGUAGAUGUAACUUCAAUUCCUGAACUUACAUCCCAAGACUUUAAAAAUAAUUCACUUGUUUUGGGGGCUAACACUACACUUACAAAUGCAAUAGAAAUUUUUACCGAAACGUCAAGAAAAAAUCCUAAUUUUGUUUACUUGAAACAGUUGGCCCAACAUAUUGAUUUAGUAGCUAAUGUUCCAGUGAGAAAUAAAGGUACUUUAGCUGGAAAUUUAAUGAUGAAACAUGAUCAUAACGACUUUCCUUCGGAUGUUUUUCUAAUACUGGAAACAGUGGGUGUCCAGUUCACUAUUGCUUUAAUAAAUGGGCAAGAGACGACGUUAAGUCCUCUCGAUUUUAUUAAAAGUGACAUGAAAUUAAAAAUUCUGCAAAAUAUUAUCUUUCCCGAGUUUGCAAGUAAUGUUAAGUUUGUGAGCUACAAGAUAAUGCCCAGAGCCCAGAAUACGCACGCACAUGUCAACGCCGGUUUUCUGUUUAAAUUUGAUAAAGAUUUAAUACAAGAAGCUCGCAUCAUUUAUGGAAAUAUCAACCCCACCUUUGUUCACGCCACUGAAACUGAGAAAUUUCUAGUGGGCAAACAUUUGUUUGACAAUAGCGUGUUGCAACAAGCUUAUGGUAUUUUGUCAAAAGAGUUGGAUCCAAACUUGAUACCACCCGAUCCUAGUCCAGAAUUUCGAAAAAAAUUGGCCGUAGCAUUAUUUUAUAAAGCAAUUUUGAGUAUUGCGCCGUCUGAUAAAACAACACUAAAAAAUAAAUCGGGUGGUUCACUGUUGCAACGGCCAAUUUCAAAAGGAGUACAAGACUACGACACCAAGAAGUCUUUGUAUCCUCUCACUCAACCAAUUCCAAAAUUAGAAGCCCUAGCCCAGACAUCAGGUCAAGCCCAAUACAUUGACGACAUGCCAGACCUACCCAACCAAUUAUUUGGUGCCCUGGUACUUGCAGAAUCACCUCCAAACUCAAUAAUCAAAAACAUCAACCCCAAAAAAGCGCUAGAACAAGACGACAUUGUUGCUUUUUUCAGCAAAGACGAUAUUCCCGGUGACAACAACUUCACCCCUCUCAAUAUCGCUUAUAUCGUAGCAAAGGAAGAAAUUUUUUGCAGUGGCAGAGUUCAAUAUUACGAACAACCAUUGGGCAUUUUAGUUGGCAAAAAUUUUCAAGCCGUCCAAGCGGCUGUUAAGCUCGUGGAAGUGACUUAUGACGGGCCAAAUGUUGAACCGUUACUAUCAGUACGCCAAAUUUUGAAAGCGGGCCGAAAAGACCGAAUUCUAGAAACCAAGACAAUCAAACCGAAACGACGCGGCAAUGACAUCAAACACGUAAUAAAAGGGACUUUUGAUAUCCACCACCAGUACCAUUUCCAUAUGGAAACUCAAUGUUGCAAUGUUGUACCAACCGAGGAUGGGCUUGAUAUCUACCCCUCAAGCCAGUGGAUGGAUUUGACCCAAGUCUCGGCCGCAAACAUGCUCAAAAUCCCAAAUAACAAAAUCAAUGUUUUUGUGCGCCGAUGUGGGGGCGCUUUCGGGGCCAAAAUCAGUCGAAAUGGGCUGGUUUCAUGUGCUGCUGCUUUGGCGUCUUGGAAAUUACGAAAACCGGUCAAAUUAUCGCUGCCUUUGAGCACCAACAUCGCCGCAAUCGGCAAACGGUGGCCGCUUUCAACUGACUACGAAGUCGGUGUUGAUGAUAAGGGGGUCAUACAGUACCUUGACUGCACCCACUAUUCUGAUGUUGGCGCCAUAAGUAACGAGGAUGGUACAGGCGAACUUUUAAACCUGUUCAUGGCUAGUUAUAACCCUGAGACUUUUCACAUUCAAAUGAAUAAAGCAAUCACAGACACUCAUACUAAUACCUGGGCUAGGGCCCCAGGGACCACUGAAGGCCUUGCGGCAAUUGAGGCCAUAAUUGAGCACAUUUCCUAUGUUGUCAAUGUUGAUCCCUUACAAGUACGGCUUGCAAAUUUUCCAAAAAACUCACCGCUUGUAAAAUAUGUCAAUGACAUUAAAUCGUGGGCUAAUCUUGAUCAGAGAAAAAAAGAAAUUGAGACUUUUAACCAGAAUAACAGAUGGAAGAAAAAGGGCCUUGCUGUGGUCCCCAUGGACUACGAAUUGAACCUAGCUGGUCCCUUUGCUACCACAGUGUCUAUUUUCCACGGCGAUGGCUCCGUCCAGAUAUCACACGGAGGGGUUGAAAUUGGACAAGGAAUUAACACAAAAGCUGCACAAGUGUGUGCCUACAAACUAGGCAUCCCUCUUGAGAAGGUUUCGGUGAUUCCGAGUAACAGUUUCGUGGCACCUAACUCAAUGCUGACCGGUAGUAGCAUCACUUCUGAGGCAGUUUGCUAUGGAGUUAUUCAAGCUUGUGACCAACUCCUGGCCCGAAUUGAACCGUAUCGCGAGCAGUCUGGAAAAGUGACUUGGGAAGAGCUAAUCCAGAAGUGUUUCGAAGACUAUGUCAACCUAUCGGCGAGUGGCCAGUUUUCGCCCAAAGAGCCAAACGUGGCCUCGUACCCCAUCUACGGUAUCUGUGCGUGUGAAGUUUUGGUCGACAUUUUGACAGGGCAACACAUAGUGUCCCGAGUCGACCUAGUCGAAGACACCGGACAGUCAAUGAGCCCCGAAAUCGACAUUGGGCAAAUCGAGGGCGCCUUUGUUAUGGGAAUGGGGUACUACACAAUGGAACACAUUGUUUUUAAUUACGAGGGCAAAAUUUUGACCAACAACACUUGGACUUAUCAUCCCCCGGGUGCUAAGGACAUCCCGGUUGAGUUUAACGUCAAGUUUCCGAAAAAUAAUCCCAACCCUGUUGGAGUCCUAAAGUCGAAAGCGACCGGCGAGCCUGCGGUUUGUCUCACAAUAGCAGUUCCUUUGGCAAUUCGAAACGCUGUGGCCUCUGCUAGACUCGACGCAGAUGCUGCCAAUACAAAGUGGUUUCCCUUUGAUUUUUGCAGAUGGGCCAACUAAUGUCGAAAAUGUUUUCAUGAACAGCUCGAAUAGUUACUCGCAAUAUGUUUUGUGAAAUUUGUUUAUGCACUGAUAAAAGAUUUCUAACUAGUGGAGUUAUCAGUGAAAUAUUUAUUUUCACUUGUUUGCA